AGUGGGAAUGAGCGAAGGCCCGGGGUCACGAGGCCGUUGGGGGGGCGGAGCCAGCGGCCGGUGAGGUUCUAGUCUGUUCUGCCUCGCGGCAGCCGCCCCCUUCCACUCGGUCACGUUGAGCCGCGCCUGGACCUCCACAGCUGCCCCUCGCCUCCCGCCUCCCGACCAUGGAUCCCCGCAAAGUGAGCGAGCUUCGGGCCUUCGUGAAGAUGUGUAAGCAGGACCCGAGCGUCCUGCACACCGAGGAAAUGCGUUUCCUGAGGGAGUGGGUGGAGAGCAUGGGAGGUAAAGUACCACCUGCUACUCACAAAGCUAAAUCAGAAGAAAAUGUCAAGGAAGAAAAAAGAGAUAAUAAGACAGAGGAAAACAUAAAGACGGGGGAACCAUCAAGUGAGGAGAGUGAUCUGGAAAUUGACAAUGAAGGUGUAAUUGAGCCAGACACUGAUGCCCCUCAAGAGAUGGGAGAGGAAAAUGCAGAGAUAACUGAGGAGAUGAUGGAUCAAGCAAAUGAAAAGAAGGGGGCUGCCAUUGAAGCCCUAAAUGAUGGUGAGCUGCAGAAAGCAAUUGACUUGUUCACUGAUGCCAUCAAGCUAAAUCCUCGCUUGGCUAUUCUGUAUGCCAAGAGAGCCAGUGUGUUCGUCAAAUUACAGAAGCCAAAUGCUGCUAUCCGAGACUGUGACAGAGCCAUUGAAAUAAACCCUGAUUCAGCUCAGCCAUACAAGUGGCGAGGGAAAGCACACAGACUCUUGGGUCACUGGGAAGAAGCAGCUCAUGAUCUAGCCCUUGCCUGUAAACUGGAUUAUGACGAGGAUGCCAGUGCAAUGCUGAAGGAGGUUCAACCUCGGGCUCAAAAAAUUGCUGAGCAUCGGAGAAAAUAUGAGCGAAAACGUGAAGAGCGAGAGAUAAAAGAAAGAAUAGAAAGGGUGAAGAAGGCUCGAGAAGAGCAUGAAAGAGCCCAAAGGGAAGAAGAAGCCAGAAGACAGUCUGGGCCUCAGUAUGGCUCUUUUCCAGGUGGUUUUCCUGGGGGAAUGCCUGGUAAUUUUCCUGGAGGAAUGCCUGGAAUGGGAGGGGGCAUGCCUGGAAUGGGAGCAAUGCCUGGACUCAAUGAAAUCCUCAGUGACCCUGAGGUUCUUGCAGCCAUGCAGGAUCCAGACGUCAUGGUGGCUUUCCAGGAUGUGGCCCAGAACCCAGCAAAUAUGUCAAAAUAUCAGAACAACCCAAAGGUUAUGAAUCUCAUCAGUAAAUUGUCAGCCAAGUUGGAGGUCAAGCGUAAUAUCAAACAGCCCUUGCUGAAUGAAGAGCAGCUUAGCUCACUUACUGGAUGUUGCAAUAAUACAAACCAGUGUACCUCUGACCUCAUCAGGAGAGCUGGGGUGCUUCGAAGACUAUCCCUACCCUUCUGCGUCAAAUGCGGCUGAAGCAUUUUACAGUGGUUUGCCAUUAGAGUCUUCAUUCAGAUAAUGUUUUCCUACUAGGAAUUAUAAACAUUUUUCAACCUUAAACAUAUUUUUUAAAAAUUUAGGGGGUAUUAAUUCCUCCACUUUUCUUUACUAAUCUUUGGGUUUUUCCUUUGAAUUACUGGGCAAGGAAGCUGAAUAUGGUCGACUUACUGCUCUCAUGAAUGGAAAUAAAGAUUUGUUAGUGGGAAGUAAAUAAAACUCAUUUAAGUUGAUUGAGUUGGA
Molecule: messenger RNA, 1682 nt
Organism: Arvicola amphibius (Eurasian water vole)
Lineage: Eukaryota; Metazoa; Chordata; Mammalia; Rodentia; Cricetidae
Gene: St13
Product: ST13 Hsp70 interacting protein
Exons: 12
Coding region: 168-1418 (416 amino acids)
Molecular function (GO): Hsp70 protein binding; protein dimerization activity
Source: RefSeq, a predicted model, not a curated record